Molecule: messenger RNA, 396 nt
Organism: Dentiscutata erythropus
Lineage: Eukaryota; Fungi; Glomeromycota; Glomeromycetes; Diversisporales; Gigasporaceae
Source: the annotation of a GenBank genome assembly
AUGAAAGAAGAGUGGUUUCGUCAAAAACCAAAAACAAUUGCAAAUCAAAAAGGAUGCACUAUUGGAGAAGUAAAUCAAAAGAGAGGAGAAUAUUUCUUGCUAAAAAAUUAUUUAUUAAACCAAAAAUCUGAUGAGGCCAAAUAUUUUAAAAAAUAUUCAAAUAUAUGUCAUCGAAGAGUUUCAGAACUAAUUGAAAUAAUUGGCGAAAAUUUUAUUGAUCUACCCAUACCAACAAAUUUUUUUGAUGGUAGACAUGUGGAAACAAAAAAAAUUAAAGCUCUAAUUAAUUGGUUUAAAAAUAAAAGUCAAGAAAAUAAAGAUUCUGAAGAAGAAUAUAGUGAAGAAAAUUAUAAUGAAAAUAGUAGUGAUACUUUGUCAGAUGGUAGUGAAGUAUAA